AUGGACAGCCGUGAGAUAUUGGAGUUGGAGAACAAGCUUCUUGAUCCGACCACAGAAGAACCAAUUUCUCUACCCCUACACUUUUUGAGAUCGAUAACAAAUGAUUUUAGCAAUGAGCAAGAACUCGGGAGGGGUGGGUACGGAGUGGUUUACAAGGGACGACUUCUCUACCAUGGCGAUUCAUUUAUUGCUGUGAAGAAGUUUCAUGAUAGUCAUGUAGUGAAUGGUGAUGAACAGUUCCAGAAAGUGGCCACUUCUCUUAUCAAACACCCAAAUGUAACACAACUCCUAGGUUACUGUUCAGAAUCAAAGGGAGAGAUGAUCAAGCUACCGAACGGGAAAUAUGUUAUUGCUGAUAAACAGACAAGAAUUCUCUGCUUCGAGUAUAUGUGUAAUGAAGGCCUUGAUAAGCAUCUUUCAGCUUUGGAAUGUGUGCACCCUGAGAAGGAGAAAAGGCCAAAUGUAUCAAAUAUAAUUGAAAUUCUUAAUGCAGCAGAAGGAAGUUGUGUUCAAAAUGGUGAAGAUUUACUGGUAGAUCACCAGGCGUUGGCUUCCUUAGAGGACAACCCGCUCAAGGACCCUGGGCAGCCACCAUCAACCUUGGCCCGGGCGGCCACGGCCCUCCAGCCUAGAGCUGCUAUCGUCAAAGCGAUUCUUGAGUCCACCCUCAAGCAGGUGAUACACAACUCGGCGCUUGAGCACUGUCUAAUGAUGCUUCAAGACCUCGUAUAUGACGCCGAGGAUGUGGUGGACGAGAUGGAAUACUUUCACAUCCAAGACAUUGGGACGCCACCAAACAUGCCGAAGGUUGCGCCCACAACUGGACCUUAA
Messenger RNA from Miscanthus lutarioriparius, 831 nucleotides. The record is from the annotation of a GenBank genome assembly. NCBI's taxonomy places the organism in Eukaryota, Viridiplantae, Streptophyta, Magnoliopsida, Poales, Poaceae.